ACAAGGAGUUGCAGUUGUAAAGAGGCCUAUGGCAGCUGAAGAGAAGACCAUCACCCAGAAAGACCUCAGAGGAAGGGAAUGACUGUGUUCUCCAAGGCCUGCCUUUAGUGCUUUGUGUUGCAGAGGAUGGGAGGACUGGAGCACUCCUGAGCAACUUCGUCUGUUUCACAGCUGCUCCCUGAGUCAAAGACAAGCAGUCCUGGAACUGCUCUGGCCUUGCAGAAGGGAUCAGCUAGAGCACUUCCUGCAGGUCUAUUUAAUCUCCUUCCAAUUUCUCUCCUCCCUCAUGCCACUGACAUUUGAAAAUGCCUUCUGAUUCCUUCAGACAGCCUGGGGAAGGAUGACUGAUCCACCUUCAACUGGCCUUGCUGAAGUGGCUUCAUUGUUAUAGUCCCCACCUUACUCAUCUCUAUUAUCCUGUGCUCCCAGAGGACCUGCAGUAGACCAAAGUGAAUCUGGAGCAUGUUUCAGUUCCUAAGUACUCUUGUGAAGGUUUUGUUUCAUCUGCCUGUGAAAUUUCCAUCUGCCCUGCUGGUCCUUCUCACUUUGAGGCUAACAUUCAGAAGAACCUGUAAAACAAAGAAAAAAGUUAGACGGGGCAGUGCAGCAAGCGGCCCCACAAAUGGAGUCUACAGAGCAAAGAAUAAAUUGUAUGUGGUAUUUGUCCUAGUUGCAUGAAGGGGGCAGUCUGCUUGUAGCCAACCCCUGAGCUGUUCUGUAACCACAUCUGCUGAAAUAGUUUUGAGUGUCGACUGGCAAUGCCUGCACUUUGUCAAAGAGAACAUUUAAGGAAGUUCAGUUGCGGAAGUGCUAUGAACCGUGUGCUUCACAAGUACAGCCCCGAGGAGUCGGUCCCUCCUGGAAAGACGGUGUGCGUGCAUGUGUGCCCACGCGGGCAUCUCCACUCAUCGCAGGCUUCCCUCUAGGUGACCUUGGGCUGAGCUUCUCGUGCUUGUUUGGAGAGCUGUUGAUUUACAAUGCAGAUUCAUCGGUCCUCGCCUGCCUGUCACUGCCCCUCCUAAAUUUGGCCGGGAUGUAAGAGGCUGUUUGCUUUCUGAUGCCAACAGUGGAGAUGGCAGAGAGCCUUGCCAUGUGAGAGGCAGAGAUAGAGGAGAGGGGGCCAAAGAGGAACAAACUGUGCUACUCGUAUUGCUUCUUUUAGCUGAGGAGCACAGCUACGGGACAAUGUCAAUGCUUACUCCUGUCCUGCAGUCCCCGGAGGUGAAGGAGUAUCUGUCCAAGGGCGAACGCUUCAUCAAAUGGGAUGAUGAAACAGCAAAUGCUUCUCCUGUGAUUCUUCGGGUGGAUCCAAAGGGCUUUUACUUAUACUGGACCUAUCAGAAUAAGGAAAUGGAAAUUCUGGAUAUAACCAGCAUCCGAGAUACUCGAGUAGGGAGAUUUGCCAAAAUCCCCAAGUGCCAGAAGCUCCGAGAAGUUUUUAAUUUGGAUUACCCUCACAGCACCUUUCUGCUUAAGACUCUGACUAUUGUAUCUGGCCCUGACAUGGUGGACCUCACUUUCCAUAACUUUGUGUCCUACAAGGAGAAUGUUGGCAAGAGCUGGGCAGAGGAUAUUAUGGCCAUCGUUCGGAAUCCCCUCACAUACAACGCUUCUCGGUACACCUUCCUGGAGAAAAUCCUGGUGAAGCUGAAGAUGCAGCUUAAUGCAGAAGGAAAGAUUCCUGUCAGGAAUAUUUUUCAGAUGUUUCCUGCAGACAGGAAAAGGGUGGAAGCAGCAUUAAGUGCCUGUCAUCUUCCAAAAGGCAAGAAUGAUGCCAUCAAUCCAGAGGACUUCCCUGAGACUGUGUAUAAAACUUUCCUCAUGAAUCUGUGUCCACGACCUGAGAUUGAUGAGAUAUUUACCUCACACCAUUUAAAAGCAAAACCCUACAUGACCAAGGAACACUUGGCAAAGUUCAUCAACAAGAAGCAGCGAGACUCUCGCCUCAAUGACAUCCUUUUCCCACCAGCAAAACCUGAGCAGGUGCAGAGCCUGAUAGAGAAAUAUGAGCCCAGUGGGAUUAACAUCCAAAGAGGGCAGCUGUCUCCAGAGGGGAUGGUCUGGUUUCUCUGUGGCCCUGAGAACAAUGUGAUAGCGCUGGAUAAAUUGGUGCUGUACCAGGACAUGACGCAGCCACUCUCACACUACUUCAUCAAUUCAUCACACAACACAUAUUUAACAGCUGGUCAGUUUUCUGGUAUCUCGUCUCCUGAAAUGUAUCGCCAGACACUGCUGGCUGGCUGUCGCUGCGUAGAGCUGGAUUGCUGGAAGGGCCGUCCCCCGGAUGAGGAGCCGAUCAUCACUCAUGGGUUCACCAUGACAACUGAGAUCCUCUUCAAGGAUGCAAUCGAGGCCAUUGCAGAAAGUGCUUUUAAAACAUCUCUCUACCCUGUCAUCCUGUCCUUUGAGAACCACGUGGACUCGCCCAAGCAGCAGGCAAAGAUGGCUGAGUACUGCCGAACCAUAUUUGGAGACAUGCUGCUGACAGAGCCACUGGAAAAAUACCCACUGAAGCCAGGAGUUCCCCUGCCAAGUCCUAAGGAUCUCUUAGGGAAAAUCUUGAUUAAGAACAAAAAGAAACAAUCUGUAUCUGGGAAGAGGCAGAAUUCUUUGAAGAAAGGGAGGAAUGUGGAACCAGAGAUCAUUGAGCAGCCAGCCCCUAUGGAUGCUGAAGACACUGUUUGGGCAGGCGAUGUGGCUGAAGAGGAACCAGAGGAAGAGGAUGAACAGCUGGGAAACCUGGAUGAGGAGGAAAUUAAAAAGAUGCAGUCAGAUGAGGGCACUGCUGGUUUGGAAGUGACAGCGUAUGAGGAAAUGUCCAGCCUAGUUAAUUACAUACAGCCUAUCAAAUUUGACUCCUUUGAAGUCUCUGCCCAGAAGAACCGGAGUUAUGUCAUCUCUUCCUUCACAGAAUUAAAGGCUUAUGAUCUGCUAACCAAGUUCCCUAUGCAGUUUGUAGAAUACAACAAGCGACAGAUGAGCCGGAUUUACCCCAAAGGCACCCGGAUGGACUCCUCUAAUUACAUGCCCCAGAUGUUCUGGAAUGUUGGCUGUCAGAUGGUGGCACUGAACUUCCAGACUAUGGAUGUCCCCAUGCAGCAGAACAUGGCUCUGUUUGAGUUCAAUGGCCAGUGUGGCUAUCUGCUUAAGCAUGAAUUCAUGCGGCGUCCAGACAAGCAAUUUGACCCUUUCUCUGUGGACCGCAUUGACGUGGUGGUGGCAAGUACCCUGUCUGUCACGAUACUUUCUGGUCAGUUCCUCUCAGACCGCAGUGUGAAGACAUAUGUGGAAGUAGAGCUGUUUGGGUUGCCAAGGGACACAAAACGCAAAUACAGAACCAAACUGACCUCCACUGCCAAUUCCAUUAACCCUGUAUGGAAAGAAGAGCCUUUUGUUUUUGAAAAGAUCAUGAUGCCUGAGAUAGCAUCUCUAAAAAUCGUGGCUUAUGAAGAAGGAGGGAAGUUCAUUGGUCAUCGUGUCAUUCCCAUUAUUGCGGUGCACUCAGGCUAUCACCAUGUUUGUCUCCGCAGUGAAAGCAACAUGCCACUCACUAUGCCUUCUCUAUUUGUGUACCUGGAAGUAAAGGAUUAUGUUCCUGAUGCUUGGGCAGAUCUGACUAUUGCUCUCUCCAACCCAAUUAAGUUCUUCAGUCUGCAAGAUAAGAAGUCUGUUAAACUAAAAGAUGGCUCAGUGGAGAGGCUUGACAUGCAGAGGAACUUCCCAUCUGCUGAAAGUAACGGGAUACCAGACUCCACUGGGAAAUUCAGCACCCUUUUUGCAAAUGGACCUGCAGGAGCAGUGGCUUUGGCCAAGGAUGAAAAUGUGAUAGAAGUGACACAGAUUACAGAGCCUCAGACAGCCAGCCUCGCAGAACUGCAGCAGAUGAAGCUCUUUCUGAAGCUGCUGAAGAAACAGGAGAAGGAGCUAAAGGAGCUGGAACGGAAAGGAAGUAAACGAAGGGAAGAGCUGCUGCAGAAAUACUCUGUCCUCUUUUCAGAGCCUAUCUACCAUGGAGGCAAGAAAAGGGCAAUACACUCCAGGAAAACCCAGAAGAAGAGGAGUCUGACAACAGGUGAUGUUGGUACUACAUGUACAAAUCCUGUAGUAAUGGCAGAAAGCAUUGAUAGCCGAGUUUUGGAACUGAAAGAGAGGCUGGAGAUGGACCUCAUCCAGCUGGGGGAAGAACACUAUGAUGGGAUUCGAAGGAGGAAGGAGCAGCAUGCCACAGAGCAAGUUACCAAGAUAACGGAGUUAGCGAAAGAGAAGCAGACAGCUGAGCUGAAGGCGCUGAAGGAGUCAUCAGAAAGUAAUAUUAAAGAUAUUAAGAAGAAGCUGGAGGCCAAGAGAGUGGACCGAAUCCAAGCCAUGAUGCGGAAUACUAGUGACAAGGCUGCUCAGGAGAGGUUGAAGAAAGAAAUAAAUAACUCUCAUAUUCAGGAAGUGGUGCAAACAAUCAAACUGGUGAUAGAAAAAACAGCCAGGUAUCAGCGGAAACUGGAAGAGAAGCAGGCAGAUAAUCUGAGAGCAAUCAAGGAGAAAGAAAGCCAGCUUCAGCAGGAGGCAGUGGCAGAGUAUGAGGAGAAAUUGAAAAGUCUGAAUACAGAGGUGCAGGAGAUGGUGAAGAACUAUGCAAAAGUAGUCUUUCCUGAAGAGCCAGAGAUGUUGAAUGAAGCAGUUCUGAGCAUUCGUAAGGAAGAACAAGGCUCUACAGAGCAACUGGAAGAGAAGAUCCCUGUGGCAGAGGUGUCAAGGCUUACAAUAGCUAUGGCUGAGCCCCCAGAAACCAAAACAGAUGGUAAUAUUGAGGAAAGUAGAUUCUGAGAGAUGCUUCCCUUACUACUCACUGUUCCACUUCAGGAAUGUUUAUGGACAUAUAUAGUGAAGUUAAAGACCAGCUUGACAAACUACUCUCUCUCUCCAUGCUGGGAAACUCCUGAAAUUCUUCAGGGAUUUACUACUUUGGUAUUCUAGGUAUUGAAAGUAGGCUGAUGAGCUCACCUUCCGGAGCACGCGUCACUGUCUUCUACAGUCUUAGCACUAAUCUGACUCAGCAGUGAAGGGGCCUGUGGCUAACUACAAGCUAGUUGUUGACACUGAUGGCAAUGUCUACAUUAAUACCUGAGUCUGGGUUCAGACAACAAUUUUCAGAGCAAGUUCCCUCGUCAUUCAUCACAGAUCUGUUCGCAUCAUAGCAGUCUCAGAGCUAGAUUCCUUUGAACAAGCUUUAACUGAAAGACAUUCUACAAUAGCCUACCUAACAGGCUUCAACCAGCCUGUGAAAUACACAGAAGUAUAUAAUAUUAUAUAACAAUAACACCCUGUGAAAUAUACAUAAGUGUGGGUGUCAGGUGCUCAGCAGAAACUCUUGUCCCGUAAAGCACCAUUCCUUCUGGCAACACUACCUGCUAACAGACACAGCUUCUCUUUAUAGGAAGAAAGGUUGUUUUGAUAGAGCUUUUUAUGCCAUCUUUUUUUUGUCAGCAUACCACUCCCUUGCACAGCCAGUGUUGGCUUUUUAAUUUUUUCCCCACAAUAGUCAGAUGAGGAGAUUUUUCAGUGCAAUGGUAUCCAUAAAACAGCAUUUCCUUCUGUGGCAAUGUGCAUUACCAGCAUUCUAGCUUUUCCUCUUUCUUUCUUUUUAACCUACACUUAUCCCCAGGGGCUGAUUCUCACUCCUAAUUCUAACUUUAUAACUCUGACAUGUCUUCAGGCAAGUUCUUAGAUCUAGAUCCGGUACCUCCUGAAGACCCUGCUAGUCUUCAGCAGGCUUGUUGGACAAUUAUAAGGCAAUAAUACUAUGAGGAGUCUAAGAGACUUAGCCUUAGCAUUUACUCCUGCUAACACAAACACGCUUGCAGAGUUCUCACCUACAAUAAUUUGACAUUUUUAGAGCGUCAGUGAAACUUUUUCCCAUGGAGCUAAUUUAGCUCCAUAUUACAGGCUUAGCAUAACAGCACUUACCAAAAUUUCUAAACUGUUUGAAAAUAAUUGUGUUGCUUAAAGAGCCAGCCAGUUAUAUUGCCCAUAAGAGUACCUUGCACAGAAAGCUGAGCACAGCUCAUAAAAAAAUACAUUGAAUUAUCAGAAUGGUAGCAGAAAGAACAGCAAAAAACAGAAGCUUCUUUCACAGGCUGCCAUCCCAGUUAAUGACAACAGAGGGGCUCAGCAGUAAUCUAUAGAAUAUAUUCUUUGUUGCUGGGAAAGCCAGCCUCCUCAACUACCCAUGUUCUUUGGGGCCUGGAGGGGAAGACCACACACUAUUUCUGUUUGCCAGAGUACUGUUCACACCUUCCCCCAAAGCCUUAGUCACUUCCCAUUUUGCUAUGAAUUAUGCCCACCUGGGACUAACAGCAAUUUCACCCCGUUGGUGACAUAAGUCUUGUUUCACAGCCUGAUGCUGAAGGAAAAUUGCCCAGUUGUAUGACUUUAAAGGGCAAAUGGUACUCAGCCUCACUCAGCCCUAGCAGACACCUCUUGCUGUCUGUCUUCACUAACAUCAAAUCUUCCAGCAGAACACACUGGGAGGUCCAGGUUCCCAAUAUCAUGGCUUUGUCAGAAAAAAAGGAUAGGGUCCUCUUAGCUAUCUUUACACUUCCACUUUCUAGGACAGCAAAGCCUUAUUUUGUGAAUGCAGAACUUACAUCACUGUCCCCUGCCUCCACAUGUACUUUCUCUCACCUGUUUUAUGACCUUCUGCACGGAACAGCUUUGACACAGCAAGUUCUCACUCAUCCAGAAGGAAGGAACUGGAAACAUAUGGUCCAACUCUUUUCCUAGCACCAUGUAAGAUAGACUCUGUUUAUGGAUCCUAAAAAAGCAGAAAAUAACAAUAAUUCAGUACAGAGUAGCAACAUCCUGGCCUUCCUUAUACCAAGUCCUGAAAUAACAUUAGCCCAAGAACUGGAGUUUGGCCUGCCAACAUAUACAUGCACCAACUCACAGGGGCUUUGCAAAAUUCAGCACUUGUAUUCACCAGACUUCAUAAGGGGAGAGGAAGCACUGAUCUGACCAAAUGAAAAAAGACUCGUCUUUCUUCAGUUGUCCAUUUUGUCCAUAAGCAAGACAAUAAAAGUGGUGGAAGACGAUAUGCUUGGGGAUACAAAAGGAAAGGGGAACUGCCACUUUUUUAUUACAACUGCUCAUCCUGGCAGUCAGAUAAUAGAAGUCGAACCUUCCACAUUUUUAAUCUUUUCAAGUGUGUGUGUGUGUGUGUGGAGGGGGAACCACAGAAAACAAAACACUGCUGUACAUAAUCCUGGACCUGCAGUUGAGCAGAUUUGCAGCUACUAUAUGUCCGAGCACCAGCUGCCCAGAGACCCUUGCAUUGAACUGACCCUUCAAUGCACUUGGCCAUUCAAGCCACCUUUUACUGUGGCAAUACAGAGCUGCAGACAGUACAGUGUCUUUAAACCCACCCACAGAAGAUAAACAGGUGAGAAUCCUUUCUGAAAAGUUGCUUCUUCCCUCCUCUUGUUAGUGAAACUUUUGCCUUUAGUUUGGGACAACGAGCGGUGUUCCUGACUCCAGCGACAGUCUGUCUCCCGAACAUGCCACUCCACAGGGUAACCUGUUAGCCUUCCUCACCCCUCAACUUGUUCUUCAGCUUUCUGUCUUUCCUGGAAAAGUGAGCUCAGUCAUGGCAAACCUACACCAUGCAGUGUUUAUUACAUGAGACCUGUUACACCUAGAAACUGCAUUGAGAAACGCAUCAUGAAGUGCUGCUAUAAAAAAACAGCUGAAGUAGACAUGAGCAAUGAGAUGUUCCAAACCUGGUCUGACAUCCAAGAAGAGACCGUAUCUCCCCCGCGGCAUUAACAUAAUACUGGAAUUGUGUAUUGUAAAUUUCUGACUUAUUUAUUUUCUAUAAAAAAAAUAAAACAUUGCAUUUCUUACAAA
Messenger RNA from Cygnus olor (mute swan), 7896 nucleotides. RefSeq names its product phospholipase C beta 2 (gene PLCB2). The transcript has 35 exons. Gene Ontology annotation, biological process: phosphatidylinositol-mediated signaling; lipid catabolic process. Gene Ontology annotation, molecular function: calcium ion binding; phosphatidylinositol-4,5-bisphosphate phospholipase C activity. NCBI's taxonomy places the organism in Eukaryota, Metazoa, Chordata, Aves, Anseriformes, Anatidae. The coding region runs from base 1186 to 4821 and encodes 1211 amino acids. The record is from RefSeq and is a predicted model, not a curated record.